Ostrinia nubilalis (European corn borer) is the source of this 7256-nucleotide messenger RNA. RefSeq names its product protein slit (gene sli). Lineage: Eukaryota; Metazoa; Arthropoda; Insecta; Lepidoptera; Crambidae. Gene Ontology annotation, biological process: axon guidance. The transcript has 41 exons. Gene Ontology annotation, molecular function: heparin binding; calcium ion binding; Roundabout binding. The coding region runs from base 165 to 4925 and encodes 1586 amino acids. The record is from RefSeq and is a predicted model, not a curated record.
CGUUCGUAGUGCGCGUGCCGAUCGCUCUCCCAAACGAAAUAUCGUGUUACAUUCUGUGAUUGUGACAGUGUUUGUGUAUUGUUGUUCGACAUUGUUACAUUGGCUGUCUCUUUUUUGUAUUUUGAUAAAAUGCCGUAACCACACCCCGGGCACCCAUCCGCGCCAUGACGCGCGCGGCUCUCCUCGCGCUGCUAUGCGUGGCACUGUGCGCUGCGCACGCGCACGCCUGCCCUUGGGCCUGCGCGUGCCGGCCGGCCGCCGCCGACUGCGCGCACCGCGGGCUUCUGCACGCGCCCAAGCGGCUGCCCACAGACGCGCAUAGACUAGACCUGCAAGGGAACAACAUCACCAUCAUUUUCCAGAGCGACUUCCAGAACAUGAAAGAUUUGAAGAUAUUACAACUAUCGGAGAACCAAAUCCACACGAUCGAACGAGACGCCUUUUUGGAGCUCAACGGCUUGGAGAGACUGAAACUGAACAAUAACCGACUGACUCAGUUAGCCGACGGUCUGUUUUUGAGGUUGAGACACCUGCAGCGGCUAGACCUAAGCAGGAACGAGCUGACCGCAAUAAGCCGGCGCACCUUCCGUGGGCUGACGGCGCUGAAGAGCCUCCAUCUUGAUGGGAACCAGCUCAAGUGUGUGGAUGAGAAGGCGCUGGAGCAUCUGAAGAGCCUUGAAGUGCUCACCCUCAAUAACAACAACCUGACGUACCUGGCCUUGGAGCCGGCCGCCAUUACCAGGCUUCACACCCUGAGGCUCACGGAUAACCCGGUGGUCUGCGACUGUAGGGUGGCGAGACUGUCUACUGCUGUGAGGGCCGCUGGGAUUCCGGGAGUUGGUGCCAGGUGUCAAGCGCCAGCAGCGCUGAAAGGUGCCCUGCUCACUGACUUGGAAGCACACGAGCUGGUCUGCAGUGGUCCAACCAACGCUAUAUCCUCAGGCGAGUGCUCCGCCGAGCCUCGCUGUCCGCCGCCUUGCCGCUGCUCGUUGGACGGGACCGUGGAUUGCAGAGAGAAGCUGCUGUCAGAACUGCCCACCACCAUCCCUCAUAGAGCCACUGAGAUCCGCCUCGAACAGAACGAGAUAACAGAAGUGGGGACAGGAGCGUUCGCAGCUGUGAAGCGGGUCACGCGCAUAGAUCUGUCUAACAAUAAGAUCACGAAGCUCGCUGCUGACGCGUUUACUGGGUUAACUCAUCUGAGCUCUUUGGUCCUGUACGGGAAUAAAAUCAAGGAACUUCCAUCUGGAAUAUUUCACGGUUUGGCGUCUCUACAACUACUAUUGCUGAAUUCAAACGAAAUAACGUGCGUCAGGAAAGACACGUUUAGAGACUUGCAGAAUCUGAAAUUAUUAUCGCUGUACGAUAAUAACAUCAGGUCUCUAUCAAAUGGCACUUUUGAUGCUUUGACUGGGAUACAAACGCUCCACCUAGGCCGCAACCCGUUCUCCUGCGACUGUUCACUGCGCUGGUUAGCAGCGUACUUACGCAAGAAUCCGAUCGAGACGUCGGGCGCCAAGUGCGACGCGCCGAAGAGAAUGAGUAGGAAACGUAUCGACGCGCUGAGGGAAGAGAACUUUAAGUGCAAACCGGGCGAGGAGGCCGCCAACGCAUGCGGCGUGUCGGGCGCGUGCCCGGCGGCGUGCGCGUGCGAGUACGGCGCGCGCUCCGUCAGCGUCACGAGGGCGCUACUAUCAAUGCUGGGUCCGGGCGAGGAAGCCGCCAACGCGUGUGGCGUGUCAGGCGCGUGCCCGGCAGCGUGCGCGUGCGAGUACGGCGCGCGCUCCGUCAGCGUCACGUGCGCGCGCGCGUCGCUUAGCGAAGUGCCUAAGGACCUGCCGCUUAACACUGAUGCCCUACUGAUGUCCGACAACGCUUUAGGGCAGAUCAAGUCGGACGGCCUGUUCGGCAGGCUGCCGGACCUCACUAAACUGGACUUCAGGAAUAACGGCAUAACAGUAAUCGAAGACAACGCGUUCGACGGCGCUGCCAACAUACAGGAACUGCUGCUUGAUGGCAACCUGCUGCAGACUGUCACUGACAAGAUGUUCUUCGGGCUGCACAGCUUGACAGUGCUAUCAUUGGGAGAAAACAAAAUCAAAUGCAUCACACCGGGGGCGUUCGAUCAUCUGACCAUGCUGUCUACUCUGAACCUAGAGCACAACCCAUUGGAGUGUACUUGUCACAUCUCCUGGUUGUCGACCUGGCUGCGGUCACGUCGCCUGGCUCCGACAGCCACAUGCGGAGCGCCGUCAACGCUACGGGACGCUAAUUUACAUCACUUGGAACUGAGCGACUUUAAGUGCUCGCCGGAAGACAAGGGCUGCCUCGCACCGGACUAUUGUCCUUCAGCUUGCGUCUGCACCGGCACCGUCGUCCGCUGCUCGCGCGCUCAGCUAACAGCCCUGCCAGCUAAUAUACCGAGACAGACCACCGAGCUGUACCUAGAAUCCAACAAAAUAACAACAAUCACCUCGGACCAGAUCCGUCACCUGUCGCAGCUCACGCGCCUUGAUCUAUCAAACAACCAGAUCAGUGUGCUCGCAAACGACACCUUUGAAGGGUUGACUAAACUGGCUACCCUGAUUGUGAGCUAUAACCAGCUGAGAUGCGUACAGCGCGACGCCCUGCGAGGCUUGACGCAGCUCCGCGUGCUAUCUCUUCAUGGAAACAAUAUCUCCACGCUAGCCGACGGAGUGUUCAGGGACUUGGAAUCCAUUUCGCACGUAGCGCUGGGUUCGAACCCUCUCUACUGUGAUUGCGGCGCUCGCUGGCUAUCAGAAUGGGUAAAGACUGCGGGCGAAUACGUCGAACCAGGCAUCGCGCGAUGCGCUGGUCCACCGCCUAUGCGAGAUAAGCUGGUGCUUAGUACGCAGACCUCGGCAUUCGUAUGCAAGGGCAAACCACCGUCCGAAGUGGUCUCCAAAUGCGACCGCUGCCACAACAACCCGUGCCGCAACGGCGGCGCUUGCUCCGCCACCAGCAGCGGCGGCUUCGAGUGUGCUUGUGCUCGGGGCUUCCACGGCGACGCCUGCCAGCACGAGAUAGAUGCGUGCUACGGGGCCCCGUGCGCUCAUGGACAAUGCCAGUUGUUGGAGGAAGGAAGAUUUCAUUGCUCCUGCCAGCCAGGCUACACAGGAGUGCGGUGCGAAGCGAACAUCGACGACUGCGCGGCGCAUCGCUGCCAGAACAACGCGACUUGUGUGGACAGACUGGAGGGAUACUCGUGUAAAUGCGCGCCGGGGUAUAUGGGCGAAUUCUGCGAGAAGAAGAUACCCUUCUGCACAGCAGAGUUCAACCCGUGCGCCAACGGAGCGGUGUGCAGCGACCACACCAGCCACUACACCUGCGCGUGUCCCAAGGGCUACUCGGGACAGAACUGCACGGUCAAUGCCGACGACUGCAUCAACCACAUGUGCCAGAACGGCGCAACCUGCGUAGACGGCCUCGACGAGUACAAGUGCGCGUGCGCCGCGGGCUACGCCGGGAGGUACUGCGAGGCUGCGCCCCACGCCGCGCUUGGGACUUCGCCCUGUGCCCACCACGACUGUUUACAUGGCGUGUGCUACCUGCCUCGACCACAGCAGGAUGACAUGCUAAUGGACCGGCCUUCACUAGCUGGCGACUACUUGUGCAAGUGCGCGCCAGGUUACUCAGGCCGCUUCUGCGAGUACCUGACGUCGCUGACGUUCAGCCACAACGAUUCCUGGGUGGAGUUAGAACCUCUGCGCACUAUGCCGCAAGCAAACGUUACUUUACUGUUCAGUACGACCCAAAAGCACGGCGUACUGAUGUACUUCGGCGACAAUGAGCAUUUAGGAGUUGAGCUAUUCAACGGCCGCCUGCGCGUCAGCUAUGACGUGGGGAACCAUCCCACUUCUACUAUGUACAGUUUCGAGAUGGUGUCCGACGGCAACUACCAUAAAGCCGAGCUGUUGGCCGUCAAGAAGAACUUCACGCUUCGAGUGGACGACGGGCCCGCGCGCUCCAUCAUCAAUGAAGGCAGCAAGGAGUACCUUCGACUAGAGAACGCAAUGUAUCUAGGCGGGCUGCCCGACGACGCUGCUAAGGUCGCCUUCGGGCGCUGGCACCUCAGAAACGUUACCAGCUUCAAAGGCUGCCUAAAAGAAGCGUGGAUCAACCACAAGCGCGUGGACUUCAGCAACGCGGUCCGCAUGCAGCGGCCGGCGGCGGGCUGUGGCGAUGAUGAGCCGCCAGCGCCCCAACCUGCGCCGUCUGUGCAAGAUGAUGGACAGAGGCAUAGCCAGCGCGUGGACUUCAGCAACGCGGUCCGCAUGCAGCGGCCGGCGGCGGGCUGCGGCGACGACGAGCCGCCCGCUCCACAACCCGCGCCGUCUGUGCAAGAUGACGGACAGAGGCAUAGCCAGGACCCAUGCGUCCCCAAUCCCUGUGCGCGCGGCGGCCGCUGCGUGAGAGAAGAAGGCUCGCCGUCCGACUACACGUGCCGCUGUCGCGCUGGAACCGCGGGCCCGCAGUGCGAGCUCAGGGCUUCUAUUGGAGGCGCCCCCGUGAUCACGCAAAGCAAGCUGCCGGUCAGGAAGCCGCAGUCCUCAAUCAUCAGCAAUGUGCAGGCUUCUCCAGCGGCGCCGGCGCACAAACAGCAGUUACCAGCCGAGCAUGCCCCAUCGCCCUCAACGCCAGCUAGCGGAGGAUGUAGAAAGGAGGCGACGCGCGAGUUCAUAUCGGAAGGCAAGUGCCGCAGCCGGCGCGCGGUGCGUGGCGCGCGUUGCGCGAGCGCGAAAGGAGCGUGCGCGCGCGCGCACUGCUGCGCGCCCAGGAAGACUAAGAAGAGGAAGAUCCGGCUAGUGUGCGCAGACGGCACGCGGUACACCAAAGAGAUAGAGAUUGUGCGCAAGUGCGCGUGCGGCAAGAAGUGCCCGAGAAGCUCGCCCUUCCUGCUCUAGGAUACUUACCAUACCCCCAUGGAACCCCAUACAGCUCAGAACCCCACACUCCUCCAUGGAAUCUUAUACACAACUGACAUCGUAAAAAACCGCAUUAGAAACGGUUCAGCCGUUUAAGAGGUACGGUGUCGCCACCCAUACACCUCCAUAGAACCUCAUACAAAAAACUGCAUCCAAAUCAAUUGAGCCUUUUAAGAGCUACGGUGUCGCCACUUAUACACCUCCAUGGAACCCCAUACACCAUGGAUAUCAUGAAAUCCGCAUCCAAUUCGGUUCAGCCGUUUAAGAGCUACGGUGUCACAAAACACACACAGCGAUCAAACAUAUUGUAACAUCUUUGCGUAGGAGUGAAGCCAGCCAUUAAAAAACCGCAACCAAAUCGGUUCAUCACUUUAAGAGCUGUGGUGCCACAUGCUUCUUUUUGCGUUCUGUGGAUUAUAUCUAUUUGUCUCUGUUUUGGAGACUAUAUUUCAAAUAUUUUUUUUAGAAAUGGCAAAAUGAUUACUUCUAAAUGCCACCUUGCCAUUAUUUUUUUAGUAGAAAAUCAUAUUACCAUUCAUUAUUUUAUUGAUCUAAUAAUGAUGUUUACAAGUGGCCAUAUAAUAUUUAAUUUAGUCAUUAUCACAAGUCAUAAUCCAUAAUCUUCUACGUCUCAAAAUCUAAAACCCUACUCAUGUAUUGCCAUACUUCAAAAUCUCUUCAAAAACCUACCAUAAUGGUAGUUUCCCACAAAACAGGGCCUAAACCAACGAGUUGCCAUAGACAAUAAUUUUGACCCCUUAUCUCUGCUUUUGGACAGUUUUAAAUUUACACUUAAGCUAAGAAUAUUGUAGAAGACCAUAAUUUUAACGAAUUUACUGUACGAAAAAUAAGUAAUACAAAAUGUAGUCGUGGCCUAAGAAACAUAGAUGUUUUAACAUUUUUCUAAAGCUGAUAUAAAACCUUCAGUUCUUUAAAACACUGAUUUUAUAUUGAAGUAAUUUUUAGUCAAAAACGUCUGAUUUUAAAAUACUUAUAUUUUAUGCAACCUACUUACAAAGUCCAGCAUUUUAUUAACAUUUUGUAUGAAACCUAGCACCUACGGAAUAUUUAGUCCUAAAAUAUACCUUUUAGUAUAAAUUUGUAUACUUAAAACUUUCAUACUCAGAUAUUUAAGAACAAAAAGUAUUGCAUUUAUCGUUUUUUUCUAAGACGCUAUUUAAAAUAAACCUUUUUUGUUUUAUUACAAAAAUAUGUGUUCAAUUUUGUAAUUAUUAAUUAAUUAUAUAAAAUAUUUAUUUUUACUUCUAGUUGUUUAAUAUUUAGUAUUAUUGAUGUAGAAUGAUAAUAAUAUUUUAGAAUAAGUUAUGAAAUGAAAUAGGAUCAGUUUUAUCAUGAGUCGAAAUUACUUUUUAUAAAGUUUAUUCAGAAGUUAUUCUGCCUAAAAUAUCUAAGUUUUUUUCAAUAUCUUUUUAUUGUGAUUUGUACUUCAGUAAUCUUGCCAUCUUUACAUUUAAGACGCUAAUUUAAUGUGACACUUUUGUAAUAUAAUGUAUUGUAUUUAUUGCCCUUACGUUGCUACACCGCUUUAGGCGUUAUUGUAAAUUUUUAGACGUAAGACUAAUUUUAAGAAUACAUUAAUAUGCAUUCCGUAUUUAUUCACUACCAAAAUGGUAGAAUUUCUGAACAUGGUAACACUGGACAACGCAACUGACGACCUAAUACAUUUUAUAGGAAAUAUUCCUUGUAGUAAAUGCAGUUAAAUUAAAUACUAAAGUCCGGUCGCCGAGCACGUAGAAGUCGCACAGUCGCUGCGGCCGCCCGUCGCACAGUCGCGACAGCAAUAUAAUUACACGCGAGCAAUAAGGAUGGGUAGCUUGGGGUCUUUGGACGAAAUACUACGUGCUCGGCGACCGGACUAUACACAUUUUAGGAAUUUCUGAAAAUAGAGUGAUUUAUAUUAUUAUCAGUAUUAAAGAUAUUUAAUUUUAAUUUAGGGAAAUCUAUCAGAAAUCUGCCAUAGUCACUGCCAUUGAGGAUCUUACUAAUGUUGCCACAUCAAAUAAUGAGAUUUUUUUGGUAGAUUUUUCUUAAAUUGUUAUUUUAAGUGCUAAGGACAGUGGAUGCGUUAAUGUACCUUGUAUAAGCUUUAAGUUCUGUGAGAUAAGACUGUUUCUAGUAUUUCGUAUGUUUUAUUUUAUUAAAAUUUACUUUAUAAUGGAAAUGGUCUUAUUAGGUGAAUGUGUCGCGGGUGUCAGGCAUUGCAUGCGCUUCUUAUUAAUAAAUAACGAUAAUAAUUAUUGUCUAUGACCUUUAUAAUUUAUUUGAUGUAAUAAAAGAUGAUGUUAGAUA